This is a messenger RNA of Aspergillus glaucus CBS 516.65, 1280 nucleotides long. RefSeq lists its product as uncharacterized. Gene Ontology annotation, biological process: DNA-templated transcription; regulation of transcription by RNA polymerase II. NCBI's taxonomy places the organism in Eukaryota, Fungi, Ascomycota, Eurotiomycetes, Eurotiales, Aspergillaceae. The transcript has 6 exons. Bases 39 to 1223 code for a protein of 394 amino acids. Gene Ontology annotation, cellular component: chromatin. Gene Ontology annotation, molecular function: DNA-binding transcription factor activity, RNA polymerase II-specific; RNA polymerase II cis-regulatory region sequence-specific DNA binding; zinc ion binding. The record is from RefSeq and is a predicted model, not a curated record.
UGAUGGAGAGAAUAUAGAUAUUUAUCGAAUCCUCGAUUAUGAGCACUGACUUAACAUUGUCACUCCGGUGCCCGGUCUGCUCUCGAGCGUUCGGAAGGCAAGCCCACCUGGAGAGGCAUGCGUUGACUCAUAGUACCGAUUAUCCUUUUUCAUGUCCUUUUUGCGAUUCCAAGUACAAACGCAGUGAUGCCUUACGCCGCCAUUGGAAGACAUGUAAUGCUCGUUUAGCAUUGGGCUCGCAAAUCCCAGAGCGGACCCUGUCAGGCAAACGCAAGCAAGCGUGCGAUCGAUGUGCAGAUCGGAAACGUGCCUGUAGCCAAGGUCAACCCUGUACAGGAUGCCUCCAAUACGAGGCCGAGUGUACAUAUCAACGCGUGAAAAAACCAAGGAUAACACGAGACUCUAACAGCAGCAUUGGCCCUAUCAGACAGGACAGAUUCGAUGCCAGCAAAGAAACGUCCAAGGCUGUUCAUCGGUUUGAUUUCCUCCGGAAUUUCACGCAUGCGAGUGGAAUCAACCAGGCAUAUAACUACAAACGAUGCUUGGUGAGCGAACCAGAACUCCCUCCAGAACAAACAUGUGUUUCCAAUCCAUGGGGGUUCCUCUUUGAUGACAUCGAGGCAAUAUUGGCCGAUGAUCAGCUAAAUACCGACCUGGCUUUUCCCGACUGUCUCUUUGCGGAAGAUCCUGUUCAUCUCAAAGCUAGGGAGAUCUGGGAUACUUUUCGCCCCUUUAUCGAAAGAAAUCCUACUCCUACUGUGUUGAUGACUGACAUCGUUGAGUUCUUCUCCCCAGAAAACCUGGUCAGCUCUCUCGACCUCUUCUGGGACCGUUGGUAUCCACAUUGUCCGAUAAUUCAUCAGCCAACAUUUGAGAUCAGCCAUUGUCCAGUCCUUCUCUUGUCUACCAUGGUGUUGAUUGGUGCAUGCACCUCACCGAGCUUAUCAUAUCGUAAUGAGACCACCGGCACGAGUAUUGACGAACAAUCAGAUGGCCAAAAGGUCAGCGUGCUACAAGCAACUUAUUUCAUGUGUAUCAUGCAGAAAUGGGACGGAAAUGAUGCAGCUAAAUUACGUAUCCAGCGAAAUCGUUUCACGGCCUUUGUCGCAGCGACAAGAGCAAUGGGACUUGCGAGAGCCACGCAUAGGAAUUUCUCCAUCACUUCUGACUUUGGGACUGAUCAAUGGCAUAGAUACAUCGAGAAUGAGGGGAUGAUCAGCUGAACAUUUAACUACGUGUUCCUCCUGGACUGCGCAUUUGUCAUUUUCCAUAACUCGGUA